Molecule: messenger RNA, 1080 nt
Organism: Dipodomys spectabilis (banner-tailed kangaroo rat)
Lineage: Eukaryota; Metazoa; Chordata; Mammalia; Rodentia; Heteromyidae
Gene: Slc50a1
Product: solute carrier family 50 member 1
Exons: 5
Coding region: 44-808 (254 amino acids)
Biological process (GO): carbohydrate transport
Cellular component (GO): membrane
Molecular function (GO): sugar transmembrane transporter activity
Source: RefSeq, a predicted model, not a curated record
GCGCGGCCGGGCUGGGUCGGGGCAGGACCAGGAAGUCAGGAGAAUGGAUAGAGACUUAACCACAGCCCCAGGCUGCACCCGGGACCCAAGUGGAAUCGGGUGGAGGGGAUUCGGGUUGCGAGGGCAGAGGAGCUGGGGGCCGGGUCUGCGGGCUCUGGGGAGGGUGAGAAGCUCCGGAGGUUGCCCAUUCAUCCCACUCUUCCCUUCGGGGCCCCAUUACAGCUCGGACCUCAGGCACAUGCAGAUGACCCGCAGUGUGGACAGCGUCCAGUUCCUGCCCUUUCUCACCACGGAUGUCAAUAACCUGAGCUGGCUGAGUUAUGGGGUCUUGAAGGGAGACGGGACCCUCAUCGUCGUCAACACUGUGGGUGCUGUGCUUCAGACCUUGUAUGUUUUGGUGUAUCUGCACUACUGCCCUCAGAAGCAUACUGUACUCCUACAGACUGCAACCCUGCUGGGGGUCCUUCUCCUGGGUUAUGGCUACUUUUGGCUCCUGGUGCCAGACCCUGCAGCCCGGCUUCAGCAACUGGGCCUCUUCUGCAGUGUCUUUACUAUCAGCAUGUACCUGUCACCACUGGCUGACUUGGCCAAGGUAAUUCAGACAAAGUCAACCAAGCGUCUCUCCUUCUCCCUUACCAUUGCCACCCUCCUUACCUCUGCCUCCUGGUCCCUCUAUGGGUUUCGACUUAAAGAUCCUUAUAUUAUGGUGCCCAACCUUCCAGGAAUCAUCACCAGCUUUAUCCGACUGUGGCUUUUCUGGAAGUACCGCCCAGAGCAAGACAGGAAUUAUCGGCUCCUGCAAACCUGACCACGGCCACCUAAUGCCAACUUGAUACCAAAGAGAGCUCCUUUUAUUCAGCUCAUCCUGAUGACCAGUUUCAUGGGUGCAAGUGGGAAAAAGAAAUGACUUAGAGAUCAAAGGGAUCAAAGAAAGAGCUUUACUUAGAAGAACAGGUAGAACCUAAGGGAUGAAAUCACUUAUUUUUUUAAGAGAUUAUCUUUUUUUUUUCUUCAAAUUUUGGAGAUCAGGCUAUCUUUAGAAUGUGCCUUAAAAUAAACUCUUCCUCAGUCCUUGUCCAU